AUGAAUUCUAACAUCUACUUCAGCAAGUUUCUAGUUACAAAUCAGGUUUUUUAUAAGUCUAAGCACUCGUUCGCGCUUGUAAACCUAAAACCUUUAGUUCCUGGUCAUGUCCUGGUCGUGCCACUAAGAAGAAGUGUUAUAAGCUUGUCAGAUCUGACUGCAGAUGAGAACGACGAUUUUUUCAGAACUGUGCAAUUGAUUCAUCGGUUUAUCAAGUUCCAAUUCAAAGCUGAUUCCCUCAAUAUUGCCAUCCAAGAUGGACCCGAGGCUGGUCAAACAGUACCGCACUUGCAUACGCAUAUCAUUCCGCGGUACCGUACUAAUAACGUUGGAGACAAAAUCUACGAGAUGAUUGACGAAUGGACUUUUGACACUUGGAAUGAGCGGAGGGAAGAGUAUCUGAACUCCGGAGGUCGUGAGGGUAGGAAAGAAUUUGCCAAACCAGAUGACCAAAGAACAGAAACCACUGAGGCACAAAUGGCUUCCGAAGCUCAGAAAUUGGCCGAAAGCCUUUCCAAGUAUCUAGCCCAAAGUGACCAGCAAAUGCGUUGA
Molecule: messenger RNA, 552 nt
Organism: Lachancea nothofagi CBS 11611
Lineage: Eukaryota; Fungi; Ascomycota; Saccharomycetes; Saccharomycetales; Saccharomycetaceae
Source: the annotation of a GenBank genome assembly